AUGGAGGGGAACCCGCACCUGCUGCAGCUCGUCCGCAAGAUGCGCUCCCAAAUCCGCCAGCUGGAGAGGGAGAACCGGGCCCUGAAGGGAGAGCUGCGGGGCUGCGGGCACACAGCGCCGCCGGCACCGGGACAGGGGAGCGGCCCUGGUGCGGAGGGACCGGCGGCAUCCCCGGCAUCCCCGGCAUCCCCAUCACCCCUGCAGGGCGGCGCCGCGGCCGCUGCAGCGCCCAGGGAGCACACAGAUGCUGCCAUGACUGUGAGACGCUACCCCAGUGCCUCCCCAGCUCCUUCCAGCACCAGGGGUAAAGUGAAGGCUGUGAGUUUCCUCUUACCAACAGAUAUGUCAUCAUUUGCUGAAAAGCAAGGAUCUCCCAAAAGCCUACAAAAUCAGAGCACGAAACAUCUGAUGACCGUCACUGAAAAGGAUAUGUGA
Molecule: messenger RNA, 435 nt
Organism: Melozone crissalis (California towhee)
Lineage: Eukaryota; Metazoa; Chordata; Aves; Passeriformes; Passerellidae
Product: putative coiled-coil domain-containing protein 195
Exons: 3
Coding region: 1-435 (144 amino acids)
Source: RefSeq, a predicted model, not a curated record